GCGUGUGUGAGAAUCCCUGCGACACAAUCACAUCACAUUGCCACACUUUCAUUCUACGUUGACGAACACUGAAACGUUGUCCUCUCUUUCACUGUUGAGAGAUGGAUUUUACGAUCCGGCCAGCCACGCUAGAGGACUGUAAGGACAUCUCGCGGAUGAUACUGGAAUUGGCAGAGCAUGAAAAAGUUUCUGACCAGAUCAAAAUUACACAAAAAGAUCUAGAGCAGGAUGGAUUCUCGAAAAACCCUUUUUUCCAAGGAAUUAUUGCUGAAGUACCAGAACACCUUAAGUCCAAAACUGAUCAUACCAACAUUGGGUACUCGCUGUACUUCUACACAUACAGCUCAUGGAAGGGCCGAGCAGUGUACAUGGAGGACCUGUAUGUAAUGCCAGAGUUCAGAGGCAAAGGCAUUGGCAAGGCUCUGAUGGCCAAAGUUGCUCAGCUUGGUUUGGCCGCUGGUUGCACACAGCUGAAUUUCACUGUACUGGAUUGCAACAAGUCAUCUCUUGACUUCUACCUAAAGCAGGGCUCCUGGGAUUUGACCUCUGUCCUUGGCUAUCACUGUAUGCGCUGUGAGGGUGAGGCCCUUGAACAUUUGGCCCAGGGAGACCUUAAAAUUUAGCAUUUUCCCAGAAAGAGACACACGCAACAGGUUGUUUGGUAAGCAUGGGAAAUGAAUAAGCACUGUUGCAAACAAAGCUAUUAUAGACAAGCACUACUGGAAAGAGCUCUGUGACAAACAUUUUGUUUUAUACAUUUGCUUUUGCUCUUCUCAGUAAAGAAUGUGUAAAUAUGUAAACAAAAAUGAUUUAUUCUGCCUAUUUGAACUCUGAAGUCUAGGUUGUAAACCAAAGAUUCAGAAUCAGACUGUUGUUUCACUAGAUGGUAUAAAUAUAUUUAGUAUAUUAUAACACACAAUAUUUCUAUCAGUGGGAAAGGGACUACAUGGUGUUGAUGCUGUUACCAUUGUUUAUAACAAUGCUUUAUUUCUUAACUGUUUGUAAACUUUGUAGUAGUAAUUCAAAAGUGAACUGAUGUUUAGUACCCAAUAGAGGAAAUGUAAGAGCCACCUGUAAAGUUUUGUCAGUUUCUGCUGUACAUGGGUGUAUGAAUAGUUAAUUUGGUCCUGAAAUUCAGAUAUGUUUUAACUUUAAGCCUUUAGUAAGAAACCCACAUGCUGUUACUGAAGAUACUAAUAUGUAACCAGGGUUGGGGAGUAACGGAUUACUUAUGUUACCUAAUUAGGAUACAAAAAACGAACUGUAAUCUAUUUAUUUGACUUUUUUACAGUUACAUUAAAAACCCAUAGUAAUCAGAUUACAGUUACAUAUUGUAAAAAUGGGAAUACUUUCAUGAUUACAAUGGUUUCACUUAAAGCAAAAUAAAUUAUUAUUUUGGCAUAAUAACACUUAUUUUUAAGCACUGUUUUAUACAGUAGUUCCUGUUUCUGUGGUCAGUGAUGACUCACGUGAGCCCCCUGCAGGUGCAUGCGCAAAUAACACAUUACAUUCUCUUCAGACACAGGCUGAAUCGCAGCGCAGCUAGACAAGACAAGAGACAAAAUUAUCUUAGCUAAAAUGUUGUUUGUUAGUGUUUUAAAAUUAUAUGUUUGGUGUGAUUGCAGUUGUAAGUGGUUCUGUAAACUGAUUAACACAAUAUUAGUAUAUUCAUAAUGUCCUUUCUCAAAUUUAAAAAUGUUAGCUGGUGUAGGUAAUAAAAGUAAACUUCCCAAGUCUGUAUGUAACAAACACUAUAAGAAGACCUAGUCUAUCCUUUUAAUCUGUAACAUUUUAUGACGUUAUAAGUGUCUAGUCAUGUUGCGCAAAAGAAGAUGCUCAUGUUUAGAUUUUUACAAUCUGCUGUUUGGAGUUUAGCACUGUGUUUGUUUGUUUGUUCUGAAAUUCAUGAAUACAAUUAAAUUCGCAAAGCUUUUCACUGUUGUAGUUUUAUUUUUGCUUUACGUUUGCUUAUUAAAUGUCUAUGUUUAUAUAAAAAGCUUUUGCAUAAUCAAUAAAAAGAUAAAUGCUAGUUGGA
Molecule: messenger RNA, 2035 nt
Organism: Paramisgurnus dabryanus
Lineage: Eukaryota; Metazoa; Chordata; Actinopteri; Cypriniformes; Cobitidae
Product: thialysine N-epsilon-acetyltransferase-like
Molecular function (GO): N-acetyltransferase activity
Source: RefSeq, a predicted model, not a curated record